CCCACCUUGGCUUCCCCUAUAUAAGGACAAACCCCUGGCCUGUUUCUUGAACUCGAAUGCUCGUCUCGCCGUUCUCCUCGAUAGCAUUUCGACUUCGCUCUAGUUUCUGAUCGUGAUGGGCAAGAUCAAGAUCGGGAUCAAUGGGUUCGGAAGGAUCGGGCGAUUGGUGGCGAGAGUGGCUCUCCAAAGCAGCGACGUGGAGCUCGUCGCUGUUAACGAUCCUUUCAUCACCACCGAUUACAUGACGUACAUGUUUAAGUAUGACACCGUGCAUGGUCAAUGGAAACACCACGAUGUGAAGGUUAAGGAUUCCAAGACACUUCUCUUUGGUGAAAAGGAAGUCACUGUUUUUGGACUUCGGAACCCUGAGGAGAUCCCAUGGGGUGAGACUGGUGCUGAGUAUGUUGUUGAGUCAACUGGAGUUUUCACUGACAAGGACAAGGCUGCUGCACAUUUGAAGGGUGGUGCAAAGAAGGUGAUCAUUAGUGCUCCUAGCAAAGAUGCUCCCAUGUUUGUGGUGGGCGUGAACGAGCAUGAGUACAAGCCGGAUAUUGACAUAGUCUCCAAUGCCAGCUGCACCACUAACUGCCUGGCUCCCCUAGCUAAGGUUGUCCAUGAUAGAUUUGGUAUCAUUGAGGGGUUGAUGACCACAGUACACGCAAUUACUGCUACCCAAAAGACUGUUGAUGGACCCUCUAGCAAGGACUGGAGGGGUGGAAGGGCAGCUAGUUUUAACAUCAUACCGAGUAGCACUGGAGCUGCCAAGGCUGUUGGGAAAGUUCUCCCUGCUUUGAAUGGGAAACUGACGGGGAUGGCUUUCCGUGUUCCUACUGUGAAUGUCUCUGUGGUGGAUCUCACUGUUAGGAUUGAGAAGGCUGCAACAUACGAUCAGAUAAAAGCAGCGAUCAAGGAAGAAUCCGAGGGCAAGCUGAAAGGAAUCUUGGGUUAUGCUGAUGAGGACUUGGUUUCGAUGGACUUUGUUGGUGAUAACAGGUCGAGCAUUUUUGACGCCAAAGCUGGGAUUUCUUUGAAUGAACAUUUUGUUAAGCUCGUGGCUUGGUACGAUAACGAAUGGGGUUACAGCUCGCGUGUGGUCGAUCUGAUUCGUCACAUGGCUACCACCAAGUGAAAUUUAGUUGCUUAACCCACUAUCUGCUGGUGUCGACUUGUUUGUGGUUUAUGUUUUCUUUAAAAUAAUUACCGUGUGAUUGGACUCGGGAUGGUUGUGUGACGCGACUGAUCUUUGUCUUAGUCGAGACUCGCGUGGAUCGAAUCUGGAGGAUCGUUUUUUCUACUGGUUGUGAUUGGUAUAGCCGGAAUCACCAGGCUUCUUGCACCA
Musa acuminata subsp. malaccensis (wild Malaysian banana) is the source of this 1339-nucleotide messenger RNA. RefSeq names its product glyceraldehyde-3-phosphate dehydrogenase 2, cytosolic. Gene Ontology annotation, molecular function: NADP binding; NAD binding; glyceraldehyde-3-phosphate dehydrogenase (NAD+) (phosphorylating) activity. The record is from RefSeq and is a predicted model, not a curated record. Gene Ontology annotation, cellular component: cytosol. Gene Ontology annotation, biological process: glycolytic process; glucose metabolic process. Lineage: Eukaryota; Viridiplantae; Streptophyta; Magnoliopsida; Zingiberales; Musaceae.